Molecule: messenger RNA, 1275 nt
Organism: Pseudomassariella vexata
Lineage: Eukaryota; Fungi; Ascomycota; Sordariomycetes; Amphisphaeriales; Pseudomassariaceae
Exons: 1
Coding region: 1-1275 (424 amino acids)
Source: RefSeq, a predicted model, not a curated record
AUGCACGCUUUCCGAUCCCGGUCAAAUCGGCCCAAACAGGAAGUUUCCGAAGACUCCCGGCCUCGAUCGCCUCGAUCGCCUCAUUCCCCGCAAACCGAAGGCUCCGUGGAGACGGCUGCUGCAAACUCGGCGCAACCGGGUUUCAUCAGUCGCUUACUGCGGCGGGCGCAAAGCAAGAAAAAUUUGAGGCCUAAAUCGUCUUCUCACAGCGCCAGAGAAUCUACCACAAUUCCGGAUAAUAACAAGCGAGUUGAGGCAGAGAUCAACUGCCAGGAAGAGCAGACGGAGGUCCUAACCAGGAAAACGAGCUCCAGGCACAAGACAACAGCUUCACGUUCACGCUUCUAUUCGGACCCGCCUCCGACGACGGAAGCACCCGGGAUCAAGCGGCCUCUGCAGGUUUACAUCCCAAAACAUGCUGCUGCCGAUUUUUCGCGUAUGCCCAUCUCCCCGCGCGACAUCACGGCACGCUACAGCUCCUUGGAUGAAGAGCGGCGAUUGACACUUUCGCCGCCUCCGCCCCAGUUGCCGCGUUCAAGCACAAGCACAAGCACAAGCACAAGCAUAGGUCAGACUAGGGACGAGUCGGAACUGUUGCGUGAUGCACGGCGUCCCACUGUUGCGACGAUUGACACAAUGGUCCCGAACGACGAAGGACUUGACCGAGUGAGCACGGGCGAGGCUCUGGACAAGACAUUUCUGCAACCCCCACCAUCGUCCUUGAGAUUGGAAGCCAAGCGUCAUUCACAUCAGAAGCGCCACUCCUUCAAAAUUGCCGCCGAUCCACGCAAAGUCCCAGAAAAAGACCACGAAUCGUCCGAUUAUCAACUUUUUAUGCAGAAAGCAAUGGACGACGAGCGCCACGAGCGCGAGGAACUUUGGCGUACAAUAUCGCAACGGUCAAGGCGAACGCCAAUGGUUAUCGAUCAUCCUGAUGUGAACAUGAACGUGUGUUCGCUGCAGCGCUCGGGCACAUUCGGCGACAAGGAAAGGGAAAAGCGGACAUCCAAGAGGCUUAGUAAUUCGUGGAAAAGGGCCAGUCAUGUCAGUCGCCGCCAAUCCGUCGAUGAACACCGUCGAUCAUUUAUCUACGGUGGAGACACAGCGACAGUGACUGGGGUAUCCGAAGGAACAAAUCGUGAUCUACAGCGGAAAUCGAGCGUAACCAAACGGAUACAGGAAUACGUCAAACCGGAGAGGCCUGACAAGGUACCAGGGACAUACGAAGAGACCGAGUACAAGUCGUUGAGUCGCAAGGGGUCUCGGAGAGCAUAG